Messenger RNA from Opisthocomus hoazin, 744 nucleotides. The record is from RefSeq and is a predicted model, not a curated record. NCBI's taxonomy places the organism in Eukaryota, Metazoa, Chordata, Aves, Opisthocomiformes, Opisthocomidae.
AUGGAGCCGGCCGAUUUGCUGCAGAAGGCCAAGCUGGCCGAGCAGGCUGAGCGCUACGAGGACAUGGCAGACUUCAUGAAGGCGGUGGUGGAAUAUGGGGACGAGCUGUCCAACGAGGAACGCAACCUUCUCUCCGUCGCCUACAAGAACGUGGUGGGGUCCCAGCGCUCGGCGUGGAGGGUGAUCUCCAGCAUCGAGCACAAAACCGAAGAGGGGGACGACAAAGCGCAGCUGGUGAACGAGUAUCGGGAGAAGGUGGAGAAGGAGCUGAACAGCGUCUGCAAGAACGUCCUGGCCUUGCUGGACAAGUAUCUCAUCAAGAGGUCGACCGACCCUGAGAGCAAGGUCUUCUACCUGAAGAUGAAGGGCGAUUACUUCCGAUACCUGGCCGAGGUGGCCACCGGGGACGACCGCAAGAAGACGAUAGACAGCGCCCAGGAAGCCUACCAAGAGGCCAUGGACAUCAGCAAAAAGGAGAUGCAGCCCACGAACCCCAUCCGCCUGGGGCUGGCCCUCAACUUCUCCGUCUUCCACUACGAGAUCGCCAACGCCCCCGACCAGGCCAUCUCCCUGGCCAAGACCACCUUCGACGAGGCCAUGGGGGACCUGCACACGCUCAGCGAAGACUCCUACAAGGACAGCACCCUCAUCAUGCAGCUGCUCAGGGACAACCUCACGCUAUGGACAGCCGAGUGCGCCGGGGAAGACGGCGGCGAGGCUGGCGAAGAGCCCAAGAACUGAACG